Molecule: messenger RNA, 4823 nt
Organism: Mugil cephalus (flathead mullet)
Lineage: Eukaryota; Metazoa; Chordata; Actinopteri; Mugiliformes; Mugilidae
Product: primary amine oxidase, liver isozyme-like
Exons: 6
Coding region: 1077-3401 (774 amino acids)
Biological process (GO): amine metabolic process
Cellular component (GO): plasma membrane
Molecular function (GO): quinone binding; primary methylamine oxidase activity; copper ion binding
Source: RefSeq, a predicted model, not a curated record
CGUCCCAGCCAGAGGGGCAAUAUUUCUCUUACAUAUAAUUCUCUCUCUUCACUUAGUUUUAUGACUUGCACUUGUUAAAGAAAGGCAGUAAUAUGAUGUAAAUGACAAAGGAGAGCAGGGUCCCUAAACAGAAGCAAGCAAAAAUAAACUGUGCUCCAUUUGAGGCUGUGGUAAGACAGAUGGCCACUGACUGCGACAAAAAAAAAAAAAAAAAAAAAAACUUACGAGACCUUUUCAUUUUUUCAGGCUAAAAUGCCCAAAAAAUAUACAUCUACUUCUAUGGGAUAAAAUGCACACAUCUGGGACUGAUCCUGAGAUUUUAAUUACCAAGAACACUGAAUUAUAAACCUGAAUACGACUGUAAAUGUUGCCACUGUACUUUACCUUAUGAUGAGCAGUGAUACAUGCAAAAAAUGUAACACAUAAAAGUUUUUUUAUGGGGCAAUGUGCAAAGUUAAGGUAAAUAUCUGCCGGUUACACAUGAAAAUAUCAUACUGUAAGACUCUCUUUAUCCAAACUAGUUUGGCUUCACUUAAAAACCAUGGCUGUUGUCUUGAAUCUAGAUCUGGAAUUCCCAUGGCUAUCAAGCACAUCAAUAUGUGAAAGAGGAUGUUGGCCUCAUGCCUGUUCUGAAAUACAAACAUGUCCCAUCAGGCUAACAGGAUGCAGGGCGAAUCAGAAGCAGGCUGAUUAAGACCAACAUCCUUUGUUUCUGUGUGACCUGACGGGACACAGGACACAACAGGAGAUCGGCAAUUCACAAAAAGGCAGGAUAGAUAUACUCUCAACUGAGUCGUAUUAAGUUGUUUCAUUCCUCUCCUCUCUUCUCCAAGCGCGCACGUAAUGGUAGAGCAGAGGAUGAAUUGUUUUGUUUUGUUAUGACUUGAACACUGGGGAUUAAUAUCUGCCGUGACACACCACAGGAAGCUGCCCUGCGACAUGACACCAAGACUCCUCGCUACCUCCACAUCGCCAACAAUAAAACCAACAAGUGGGGACACAACCGCUCCUACAGACUCCAGGUGUACAGCUUUGCAGGGGACCACCUUCCAGAGAGCCAGGCUAAGGAAAGGUCCAUGUUCAGGCCAGAACAUUCCUCUGCUCUCUCUUCUCCAAGCGUGCGCGUAAUGGUAGAGCGGAGGAUGAACUCUCUGGUGAAGUGGGCGCUCAUCCUUUUCGUCCUGACCUCCAUCAUUGUCAACAUCGUCCUGAUUGGCAUCCACUCCAGCAGGUCGCCCAAAUGCUCCGCUCACCCUGUCCACCCGCCGAGGGGCACCCACGACGAGCGCAGCCUCGUGUUCGCCGACCUCACCCGGGAGGAGUACGUGCAGGUCCAGCAGUACAUGCUCAAGCAGAAAGAUUUGGAUAUAUCCAUCAACCAGACCACCAAGCCAUCGCAAAACUAUCUGUUUUUAAUUGACCUUUCUCUUCCAAAGAAAGCUGAAGCGCUGGCUUACUUGGAUGGGAAAGGUGCCAAGCCGGUAAGAGAGGCGACAGUGGUGGUCUUUUACGGCACUAGAGGCUACAUCAAGGAGUAUGUAGUGGGGCCUCUUCCCAACCCGACAUUCCACAGGGAUGUCACUAUAGAGAGAUACAACACGAGUCUGCCAAUCAAUUCACGUACAGUCACCAUUGGGGAAUAUGUCUUGAUUUUCAAAUUGUUUGAAACUGAGAUUUUCGUCAAGUUGAAGAAGCUCCUGAACGAAAGCUUCGGCGUGGGCCAGGGAGAGCACCUAAACGCGUUCGAGCAGAUGCCCCGUGGAGUCCGAUCGGGAGACAGGAAGACUUGGGUGUCGUUCUUUAGGGACAGGAGCGGCAUGUACAUCCACCCGGUGGGCUUCGAGGUGCUGCUCAACCACGAGAGCGUAAACGCGUCCCAGUGGAGACUGGAGCGAGUAUUUUACAACGGCAAAUACUUUGACUCCGUGGAGGAGCUUCGGCAGCAAUAUGAUAGUGGGUCUGUUGACAAAAUAGUUUACAGGAAUCCGCCUGAUUAUGGCUUUCUGAAACCCAAGACCAAACCUCUGCAGAUCGGCCCGCAACAGUUUUACGCAGAGGGGAAGCGCUACAGCGUCAAGGACAACCAUGUCCUCUACCUGGACUGGAGUUUCGCCUUCGGACUGAGCUCUCUCACUGGCAUGAGGGUGUUUGAUGUGCGGUUUAAAGGUGAGAGGAUCGUCUACGAACUGAGCGUGCAGGAGGCCAUGUCUGUGUACGGCUCGGUGACGCCGGGGAUGAUCCUCACCAAGUUUCUGGAUUCGAGCAUCGGGAUAGGACGCUUCGCACACGAACUAGUCCGUGGCGUGGAUUGCCCCUACGAGGCAACUUACGUGGACACAUACCGUUACAUCGAUAUCUCAGCCCCGAUGAGAUUCAGGAACUCAAUCUGCAUCUUUGAGCACAACAUGGGUCAGCCCCUGCGAAGGCACUUCUCUGACUUUUUCCAUAAUAGUUUUGGAGGGAUGGCGAAUAGCGCUCUGGUGUUUAGGACCAUCACAGCUAUAGGGAACUACGACUACAUGUGGGAUUUCAUCUUCUACCAGAACGGAGCCGUGGAGGCCAAAGUGCACGCCACCGGUUACAUCUCCUCUUCCUACCUGGUGAAGGGCAGUCUGAAAUUCGGACACCAGGUGGCGGAAAAAGUGCUGGGGAACAUCCACACCCACUUCAUCAACUUCAAAGUUGACCUGGAUGUGGCUGGUGUGAGGAAUAUAUUCCAGACCAAAGACAUGGAGUAUGUUAAUGUGUCAUUGCCCUGGAUGCCCGAUCGCUAUGCUAUGGUGCCCCAACUGGUGGAGAAGCAGCUCAACACAGAACAGGAAGCUGCCCUGCGACAUAACACCAAGACUCCUCGCUACCUCCACAUCGCCAGCAACAAAACCAACAAGUGGGGACACAACCGCUCCUACAGACUCCAGGUGUACAGCUUUGCAGGGGACCACCUUCCAGAGAGUCAGGCUGAGGAAAGGUCCAUGUCCUGGGCCAGGUAUAAGGUUGCUAUCACCAAGCAUAAGGACUUGGAGCAGACCAGCAGCAGUCUGUACAGUCAAAACGGAAUGUGGACACCAGCUGUUGACUUCAGCAAAUACAUUGAAGACAAUGAAAGCAUUGUUGAUGAGGACCUGGUGGCCUGGGUGACUGCUGGCUUCCUCCACAUCCCUCACGCGGAGGACAUCCCCAACACAGUAACUGUGGGCAAUGGGGGCGGCGUCCUGCUGCGGCCCCACAACUACUUUGAUGAGGACCCAUCCAUCCACUCUGCGGAUGGAGUGUAUAUUAAGCCAGGUGCAGAGGACAGUUGUGAGCACAACAGGAUGGCCUGCCUUACUCAAGAUGUCUGCAGUCCUGUCCUGGAGACCUUCACCUUCCAGGGCUUCGAGGGAGUCAUGAAGUUUGAUUAGGUCUCAGUUAAUGUUCACUGCUGGGUUAUAGCCUCCAUGAUGAAGUCAGAGGUGUGCUCAGGAUUGUUUAACAACCUAUCAAUAAGCUUAAAUAUCUUUAUAGAUGGCAGACUUUAGCAUUGGCUUUAAAGCUACACUAAGCAGCAUCUUGGAAAACAUGCAAAUUUGAAAACCCUCACAUCUACUGUACGUGUAAGGGAGGUCACAUUCACCUAAUUUUUGCCAUCCCUACAGAUUGUCCCGUAGCCAUGAUGAAUGUAAAUUUAUUUGACAGUAUGCCCCAUGCAUUUUUAGCAAGACUAUGCAAGGGACAAAUUGCAGCCUCUUAUAACAUGCAGUACCGACUCCUACUGCCGCUCGGCUUUUAUACCCACAAUUAGCUUGCUCACACUUUUCUACUAGGAUUACUGCAAAUCCAUCAUAAAAGUACAAGGCUGACAGUGUUCUGUAAUUUCCUGUGGCCCUUUUUUUGCCAGCUUUUUCACCUCACACGCCUAGCACACACGCAGCAAACACUGGUUGUGACUCAAUUUUUAAAAUAAACAUAUAUUUUUCCAUUUUUCCCCCCACCGUACUUUUAACUGCAAAGUGCACUAUGUCGUGUCUCUUUUAUAAUGGAAGUCUAUGGGAGCAGUGGUGUUGAGACUGGAGGGGAUUGUUAUUUUAGCAAAGGAAAAUUACCACUCUGAAAGAUGUAUUACUCUGCAUCAGAUGCUCUUAGAUAAAUCUAUUGCGUUAAUGUGCUAAUUGUAGCAUUAACCCUUUAUAGGACCUCAUUGAAAUACUUGGAAAUUCUAAAUUUCAACCCUAGAGUGUCACAAAUCAGCUAGAGUUGACAUGUAUGCCAUGGAUGUAGUAAGAGGGGUGCAUGGAAAUUGCUGCCUGGUGAAAAAGCUAAAAAAGUUGUCUUGCUUCUGACUUUGUAAUCGUCCUGUGCACACAAAACAAAUAGAAUACAAUCAAGUGAAGGCAUUGGAAAAGUUUUUAGGGAAGAUCUUGUUUGUUGAGGUUUUUGGAAGUCUCUUUUACAUGUUUGUUGUGAUCAUUCCAAAAAGGAAGAGUGUCUGUUCUGGCAGGCGUAGAUGAGAGGGACACCAUGAUUAUCAUUAUAUGCCAAUAGUAGUGACCCACUGUUGGAUAAAUGAAUCUUACUGCAGAUACUUCAUGAGUAAAAACAUUUCAUUUUCAUUUCUUUUUCACCCUCAAUCUUAACCAAUUACCCAGUUUUGAUUGGGAAAGGCGUGAUUGUUUUUCUCAGUUUGUUACUGAUGAAGCACUGUGAUACAAACUGUGAUGUAACGCUGUAUGGUCAGAUAAAUAAAUGCACUGAUAAACAUGACCAUUCAGUCCAAGGCUGGGACUAUUGCUUUUUGUAAUUGUUGUUUUCUUCCCAAAUAAAAAAAAAAGAAAGAAAGAAAGAAA